GUCACUGCAGCUCUCUGUCAUAUUAUCAUCGUAGAGAGAGGCAGGAGAGGAAGGAGGGUACCAGCAGCGCAGAUUUGAAACCCACCGGAGGUCAGCAGCGUCCUAAGGGAGAGCGAAGGGUUUGUUUCGGAUCGAUAGAUGACAGCAGAGACGCACCGGCCCACACAGCGCCGAUGACUCUGAGAUGGGACACGCACAUUUGUUGUUGGCUGCACAUUGCCACGGAGCCAGCUUCAUGUUACCGAUGUCUUGUUGUCGAUGACCUGCAGCCUGCUGCUCGGACUGUUUAAGUUAAACGGCUAGAAGAACCUGACUGACAGUCCUGAUAUUUCCACCCGGACCUGGUGAUAUGAGAGGCUCCAGGAGACGCUGAUGGAGCUCCAGGAGUUGAGCUGGCUGUGUCUGGUGGGUCUCUUCCUUGUUUCCUUGCUGAUUGUGCUGGGAUGGCUGCUCCAGUACCUGCUGACCGUGUUGCGGCUUUGGAGAGCCAAGAGAGCAGCCAAACAGGACGGGAGAGAUCCUGCUUCCUGGAAGCAGCCCCCUCAUAGCCAGGCUGGAGGUGUUUGGGGCUUCCUGCUCAAGCUACGCUCUGGCCGGGAUGGAGGUCCUGCAUCUGAGGCCGGGGUGAAAGGCUUGUUGACCUCUCUGUUCUCCUUCAAAUCCUUCAGGGAGCACUUCCAGAGGAGCUGGGUCAAAGCUCUGAAUGAGCAGGCCUGCAGGCAUGGGAGCUCGAUCCAGAUCACUUUUGACAGCAGUCUCCAGCUAACUACUGCCUCUGCCAUAGAUAGUGUGACGUGCACUGACCAAUCAGCACACAGAAUGGUGUUACACUGUAAAUGUUGGGUGGACACAAUGACAUUUCCUGUGACCGUCACCCAGCAGUCACCCGCUGCCGUUUCCAUGGACACCUAUCAGAUCACUAUAGCACCUACGGUGGUGAAGGUGGUGGUGUUUCUGGAGGAGAUGGCGGAUGAGGGUCUGCUAAUGUCCUGGACUCUUUCCAAGCAGCCCUCAUUUACUCUGACCGUGUCUCCGUGCAAGCUUCAGAGACAGAGCCCAGAGGUUGAUGCAGACCUUGGCACCAUUAAGGGACUAAUAGAAGACACUCUGUUCAGCACUCAGCCGGCGAUGGUCCUCAACCUCAAGACUUGUGUGUCUUCUCCACUGGCCCCCAUGGACCAUCUGUCUGUGGGAUUAAACUCUGCACCCCAGAGCGUCUUGGUGAGACGACUACUGCUCCGGCAGCUCAGGGCGACCUUAAGUAAAGGUCAGUGGUCCAGAUCAGGGGAGCUGUGCUGCGUCCUGAACCUGGACCAGCCCUCCACAGAGAGGUCAACACGCUUCCUGUCUGUGCCCAGCAAACCCAACGCCCUGCUGGAAUGGAGCGAAGAAAUUUCGCUAGAUCUGGGCCUAGAGACCAAAGAACUGAGAGUCAGACUUCUGGAGCGAAAUGGCAAAAAAGAGCAAUACCUUCCUGGCCAUGCCUCCGUCACCUUUGACCUCCGCAGCAAAGUUCCCACUGGACAGCACACACUGUCGAUAAGCCCCGGCCAUGGCUUGGCUCCACACUCUACAGUCACAGCUGAGCUACUGUAUGUUGAAACAGAGGAGCCUCGCAGUACCCACAAUGCUCUGCCACUUCGUUCCUCCCUCACCCCCACCAAGAAAGUGGAUGUAGACCGAACCAUCAUGCCAGAUGGAACCAUUGUCACUACUGUCACCACCGUCCAGUCUAGACUCAAACUGGAACACAGCCCAGGUGAUUCUCCUUUGCGUUCCCCGGCCAAAGUGGAGGUGACUGAGAAGAAGCCCACCAUCCUGUCAGAUGCCAAAGGCAGCCCCAAUCCCAGCAAGAGCAGCCGCCUCUCUAAUGGCCUGGAUCCCGUUGCAGAGACAGCCAUUCGGCAGCUGACGGAGUCCGCCUCCAAAGCAGCUCGGAAGACACCAACAAAAAGAAGCACACUGAUCAUCUCAGGCGUGUCAAAGGUCCCCCUCUCCAACGAUGACUGUGCAUUAUCCAGCGGCUAUGCUGCAGCCAUGGACGCAGCCAUGCAUGGCAACAACUAUGGCGCCGGGCAUCAUCAAGACCCAGAUGAAACCACACCUUCAGACGUGUCAGAGCGUCCAUCUGUGGAUGAUGUGGAGUCAGAUACUGGUUCAACUGGUGCCUUGGAAACCCGCAGCCUCAAGGACCAUAAAGUGAGCUUUCUGCAGAGUGGGACAAAGCUGUUGUUCAGAAGGAGACAUCGAGAGAAGGAGUCCUGCCUCAGCCAGUCACAUGAAGACAUCUCCAAUAUGGGCAAUAACUUCGCUGCUGCGUCAACCAGUAGCCGUAAAAAGUCCGGCAGCUUCUCUCGGCGUCUCAUCAAACGCUUCUCUUUUCGCUCAUCAGGCAAAUCAAAGGGCAAAGCCACUACGACCAACGGAGGAGCGAGCUCUCUGGAUAUCUGAUUUUUAGGGUCAUCCUGACUGUAAGACCUCUGUUUUCACUGUAUGAAAACUUAACACGAGUCCCGUCUUUUACAGCAUGACACCCCAGGUGGGUUGUCACCUGUAUACAGUGAAAAGAGGACACCUCUGGGAGGGCUUUCCUUGGGACAGAUAUUUGUUGCACUCUCAGGACAGAAAUCAUGUUUUAACCUAGUGCUCAAGAGUUUAAAUGGGGUAAUGAAAUCCAUUUCCUCUGCUGUGCGAUGAGGAGAAGGUAAUAGUUGCAAAGAAAUGUCCUGUGCACAGAUGGAACAUGAAUUACAGUGGGAGAGUUUUAAACUCAUGCUGAAAAAAGCCCUUGCAUUAUUUAAUGGUAUAAAAUGCCAGUAUGAUGCUACUGGCUGCACUUUGGACGGUAAACUUCUUUUUUUUUAAAUGUAAAUUCAGCACAUGUAAUAUUCCUGGGUUAUAUAACGGUAAUUUAUUAUUAUGUGCUUCAUAUGAAAUAGAUGCUAUUUAUUUUACCCUCCAAAAGACAAGUCAUUAUUGUCAUUAUUGCACUGUAAUAUAGAAACAUUGCUGUGUGUUUUUCCACGCAAAUUUAAUUUAAAGCAAAAAAAAUCUAUCUCAAUCUAACUGUAGUGUUCAUUCAUAACUGCUUGUACAUUGGUUUGAAAUGUUGUUCAAUGUUGUAUCUUAUAUAAGACACAGGAAAAAUAAUAUAUUUACUGUACUUUUUCCUUUUUAAAAGUACCGUCUGUGGAACAUCUUAAUGCAUUUAAGUUUACUUUUGAAUUUUCAACUAAUCAGGAUUUGUAUCCGACCAAGCAGGGCAACACAUUUUGAUUUUUUUUAAAUACUGACAUUUUUCUUUAAGUAAAAAGAAAUGAAAAUGAUUUACUACUUUUCUUGUGGCUCAUGUUGACUCCAUCUAGUUUUAAAAGUGCUUCAGAUCACAUUAAGGCCACAGUUGUGCUCACAUGGACUUUCAUUAAUGCAAUAACAAUCAUUAGCUGGCAGCAAGAUUGCAUACAUUUUGGGUAAUGCCUCGCAGCGUUGCAAGCAUUCCUUUGAAGAACAGGCUUAACUUAUAAUCAUAAACUAUAAAAUGCAAAAUCUAUCUUAUAUUUACAUUUAGGAGCAUCAUCAUGCUGUAUUUCUUUUACAUAAAUAUAAGUCAUACAUGACUGAUAAAUGGCUUGAAUAGUUCUUUGGUUUAUGACAAGGUGUUGGUUUGAGUGUUGAAAUGAGGACAUACUCAGGGCUAGCAGUGAAAUGGAAACUGGAACCUUAAGUUUAGAGGGGACCUGUUUCAUUCAACGGCACACAGAACCAGUAUGUAAAAAAAGUGGGUACGGACACCCACACACAUAUGUUUGCUUUUCAACAGCUGUGAAAUUACCUUUUCUACAUCUGCCAGUAAUUUCUGCUCAGAACUGUGCCCCACUGCAGGAUUUAUUUUUCUCAAAGGCAGCAUUGCUCCGUUUAGGAGAUGCAAAUUGUUUCCAUGAUAUCCGUAUACCUGGGUGUACCAAUGAAAUCAAAAUAAACCCUCAAUAUUUAACAAAU
This is a messenger RNA of Notolabrus celidotus (New Zealand spotty), 3999 nucleotides long. RefSeq names its product c2cd2 like (gene c2cd2l). Lineage: Eukaryota; Metazoa; Chordata; Actinopteri; Labriformes; Labridae. The transcript is spliced from 15 exons. Gene Ontology annotation, molecular function: phosphatidylinositol binding; phosphatidylinositol transfer activity. The record is from RefSeq and is a predicted model, not a curated record. Gene Ontology annotation, cellular component: cytoplasmic side of apical plasma membrane. Gene Ontology annotation, biological process: positive regulation of insulin secretion involved in cellular response to glucose stimulus. Bases 373 to 2451 code for a protein of 692 amino acids.